This is a messenger RNA of Grosmannia clavigera kw1407, 1206 nucleotides long. Its product is annotated as FAD-binding domain containing protein. Lineage: Eukaryota; Fungi; Ascomycota; Sordariomycetes; Ophiostomatales; Ophiostomataceae. The coding region runs from base 1 to 1206 and encodes 401 amino acids. The transcript is spliced from 6 exons. Gene Ontology annotation, molecular function: oxidoreductase activity; FAD binding. The record is from RefSeq and is a predicted model, not a curated record.
AUGCGCGACCUUGUGACGGUUGUACUCUGCUUGCUGCAGCUGUGCCUCGCUGCAAGUGCAGAGUACACGUUGGAAAACGUCGAAGCUCAAAUCGAUUCUUACAACCUGCAGGAGCAGUACUGGUCCCAGCAACAAGCCCUCACACUUUCGGCAUGUCGCUUCACUCCUGCUUCAGCAACGGAUGUCUCUCUCGCGGUGCUCACUUUACGCGUCACGUCGUGCCAGUUUGCUGUCAAGAGUGGCGGCCAUGCAGCUUUUGCGGGCGCCUCCAACAUCGAUGCCGGUCUUACCAUUGACCUUUCCGGUCUGAAUGGAAUCACAGUGUCUCAGGAUCAGUCGCAGACGUCGAUAGGUGCUGAAAACCUCUGGUACGACGUAUACACCCAUCUCGAUCCAAUGAACAUUACCGUUAUCGGUGGUCGAGUGGCCGCAAUCGGUGUUGGAGGCCUGACUCUGGGAGGCGGCAUGUCCUUCUUCUCCGGACGGUAUGGAUGGGCAUGCGACAACGUGAACUCAUAUGAGGUUGUACUGGCCGACGGUUCGAUCCGCAGCGUGUCCUACGAUUCCGUCUAUUCAGACUUAUACUGGGCACUUCGUGGCGGUGGAAACAACUUUGGAAUCGUGACGAGCUUCGACUUUGCCACGUAUCCCCAAGGCAAUCUUCUGCGGAUCACAAAUCUCUCAGGUCUCACUGUAGAGUUCAAUAACUCGAACCCAGGGGGCUACCGGCAAACGUACUGGACUUUAACCGUCGGGAACAGCGCCGACUUGAUGGCGGAUAUGGUUGCCAUUUUUAUGGAUGAAGUCGAGCCGUUGAAGGACGUCGUGGGCAUUGUUCCGUCUAUCAUCUUCCAGCCAAUUACCACGGACAUGACUACGCACUUUUCCAAAGCCGGCGGUAAUCCGUUGGGUCUCGCGGGCCAAGGCCCACUGAACUUGAUCAAUGUUGACAUUUCAUGGUCUGACCCGGCGGACGACGCCCGCGUUCUGGCGGCUGCUCAGAAUGCCGUGAGCCGGUCAGCAGCAGCUGCAAAAGCCCGCGGGCUUACCAACCCAUACCUGUACCAGAAUUAUGCUGCGUUGCAACAAGACGUGUUUGCAAGCUACGGGGCCGCGAAUCUAGCCAGGCUCAAGGCCAUUCAUGCAAAAUACGACCCUCAAAACGUAUGGCAAACGUUGCAGCCAGGUUACUUUAAGCUUGGUUAA